CCACAGCCGCCCCUUGACCUCUGUCUGAAAAAGGGGGAGUUCUCCCUCUACCCAGCAGGGCACUACCAGACGCCCCUGGGGUACGAACGGAUAACGACCUUUGACAGCAGUGGGAAUGUGGAGGAGGUGUGCCGGCCUCGCACCAGGAUGCUCUGUGCCCAGAGCACCUACACCCUGCCGGGGCCCGGCAGCUCCGCCACCUUGCGCAUCACUGCCGCUGAGAAGAAGAUGCAGCAGCCCUGUGCCAGCGCCACCCUGAACCGGCUCACAGUCCCUCGUUACUCAAUCCCAACCGGGGACCCGCCACCUUACCCUGACAUCGCCAGCCAGCUGUCCCAGGGCAGAAGCAUCGCACAGAGGCUGGACAGCAGUAUCAUUCAUGCAACUCUGCGGAGGAACAGCAGAGAGGCAGCUCUGAAAAUGGCUCAGCUGGUGGACAGUCAGAGAGCCACCUUGCAACUUCCCCCAAAGGCCAAGAGCAGCGUUGUGACGGCACAGUACCAGCAGAGAGUACCCACCGCCUUGUACACCUGCCGCCAAUGCAGAGAAAAAAAAAGUGCUGGUGGUGUGGGCAGCAUCACUAAUGCCAAUGCUAGUAGCAGCACUUCCAGUAUUGGUGGCAUGAGACCUGAUCUGAGCACGGGGAGUGGCUCCCAGCACAGCUCCGUCAUUGCUCACUCUGUCAGUACUUCACCUCUAGCCUCCCAGUCCUCCUACAGCUUGCUGAGCCCUCCUGACAAUUCCCGUGACCGAGCGGAUUAUAUCAACUCCGCCUUCGCAGAGGAUGAGGCCCUUUCUCAGCACUGCCCAGUGGAGAAAUCAAUACGGCACGUACCUGUGUCCUUGACAGAGGCUGCCCUCGGUGUAAAACGGCCACCACCGUACCAGUGGGACCCUAUGGUGAGUGAAGAGAUAUGGGUUCCUCAGGAAAGGACAUCUCAGAGCUCAGUGCCCAACCCUCUAAAACCUACUCCUCUCAUCAUCGGUCAAGCUCAGCAUCUGGAUAUGUCUCGAGUGCCAUUUGUUUCCCCCAAGUCUCCAACCAGUCCCACUGCCACUUUCCAGACAGGUUAUGGGGUUGGAGUACCUUACCCGGGAAGCUACAAUGCUCCUCCCCUUCAGGGAAUGCAGCCCCCCUGCUCCCCCAAAGAAGCUCUGGCCCCAACACAGUUUGCACAGCAGGAGCCCACAGUCGUGCUUCAGCCAGGCUAUCCAUCCAACCUCUCCUAUUGCCCUUUGCCACCCAUGUACCCGGGAAGUAGCGCCUGCUCUAGUUUACAGCUGCCACCCAUCGCCUUGCACCCGUGGAGCUCCUACAGCGCCUGCCCACCCGUACAGAACCCCCAGGGCACGUUGGCCCCCAAGCCACUCCUCGUGGUGGAGAAGCCGGUGAUGUCUCCUCCGCCGGCAGAGCUGCAGGGCCACGUGGGCACAGAGGUAAUGGUGGAGACGGCAGACACUUUCCAGGAGGUGCUCUCCUUGACAGAAAGCCCCGUUCCUCAAAGGACGGACAAAUUCGGCAAGAAGAGCCGCAAGCGCCUGGACAGUCGAGCCGAGGAAGGAAAUGUGCAGGCUAUCACUGAGGGCAAGGUCAAAAAGGAGGCAAGGACACUGACCGACUUCAAUUCGCUAAUAUCCAGCCCUCGGCUGGGGAGGGAGAAGAAGAAAGUCAAGAGCCAGAAAGACCAGCUGAAGUCCAAGAAGCUAAACAAGACGAACGAGUUUCAGGACAGUUCGGAGAGCGAGCCAGAGCUUUUUAUCAGUGGGGAUGAACUGAUGAACCAGAGCCAGGGCAGCAAAAAGGGUUGGAAAACCAAAAGGAGUUUGAGGACAGCCAGUGAGCUGGACGAGUUCAAGUGCCGGAAGGCCAGCGAGAAGGAGGAUGGGAGGCUGGGGAGCCAGGGCUUUGUGUACGUGAUGGCCAACAAGCAGCCGCUGUGGAACGAGGCGACGCAAGUCUACCAGCUGGACUUUGGAGGGCGGGUGACCCAGGAGUCGGCAAAAAACUUCCAGAUUGAGCUGGAAGGACGACAGGUGAUGCAGUUUGGAAGGAUUGAUGGCAAUGCUUACAUUUUGGACUUUCAGUAUCCAUUUUCUGCAGUGCAAGCCUUUGCUGUUGCUCUGGCUAAUGUGACUCAGCGCCUCAAAUGAACAAGCAGAGACUGGGGAGAGGAAAAUGUUAACCUUCUCAUAAAGUCCAAACCGGAAAAUGUCAGGGCAGCCUGCUUUAGGUGUGCAGAGGUGCCUGGGAGUGAAGAAGGCAGUAAAACUGGAAAAGUCUCUUGGUGCCCAACAGGAGGGCAUUAACUCUAAUCAGUCAUGGGGUGGAGGGUGGGGGGCUGUUUUCUGUUCUGUUUGUUUGUUUGUUUGUUUAUUUCAGGUGGUUUUUUUUUUUUUUUUCGUUUUAAGCGUUGUGCUGGGUCUCAGAAAGAGCGAAGGGUUGAGAGCCAUUCAGUGUUACGUGGAGAAGUGUGGCUUUUGGCUUGUUGUGGUGGUUCUGCCGUGUUUGCUACAGUAGCUGGUGUAAGCUCAUAGGGGGAUUAAAAAAGACUGCUCUUUUUGAUAGACUGCCUUAUAUCAUGCUGUUCUUUUUAAAACAGGGAACAUAACUUUUUUUCUGGUCCAGUUUGUACUACUACUACUAUUACUACUACUACUACAACAUCAGUGAUAGCAGCAAAAAA
Messenger RNA from Pelecanus crispus (Dalmatian pelican), 2684 nucleotides. Lineage: Eukaryota; Metazoa; Chordata; Aves; Pelecaniformes; Pelecanidae. The record is from RefSeq and is a predicted model, not a curated record.